UCUGGAAGUACAUAUUUGGACGUCGGUUGUGGCGGGAAAUUGCUUCGGUUGGGCUUUCCGGUUAAGACCCUGCGGCGAGGAAGGUCCGAAUGAAAGCCUCACGUUGUAAGGCAAGGUGGCUUAUCCUCAGCAGAAGCGCCAGUGUUUUUCAAAGUGAGAUACUGGCGUCAGCAACAUCAAAAUCACCGGCACCCAAGGUAAAAAUGUCGAUUCGGUCCCAUCGCGUCCCUAAAGAAUUUGAGUUGGGGGUGAGGCUGGUAGGCUUGGCUCCUUAAGGGACGACGGUAACGCCCGUGUCCCCCCUCCCCCCCGGCCAGCUGGGAUCUGAGCGCCCGCCGGCGCCGCCCGGGCUCCGCCCCUCCCACUCCCUCCCACCCCCGCCUCCCGCCGCAAUCUUGGCGGGAAGACGCCAGCUGUUAAGCAGCGGAAAGAUGUCCGGGUCGCGCGCGGUGGCUGAGAAGGCUGGCUCCAGACAGCGACUCCAGGUGAAGGUGAAUGAAUAUAAAGAAAACCAAAACAUUGAUUUUGUAUCUCCAAGGCCAGUACAGACUACAGUUUUAGGAAAAACAGCUAAGGUGUGUCUUGUCCCCUUUUCACUCAGUAAUUACAAACCAGACCAACUUAAGUGCCCCAAAUCCCUCUUAGAUAAGAAUUCUAACAAUGAAGUGGCGUGUAAGAAAUGUAAGAAGAUUGAAAUAAAGAAAACUUGCAGAAGAAUUUUAACUCCAAAGAUGGAAGCCACAUCUUCCAAGGCAGAAUCCACUCUGCAAAAAUCAUCCUUAGAUGUUCAUACUGAAAGUAACAAGCAAGGACACAAGAGCACUUCAGAUACAGUGAUUCUCAGUGUUGAUAUGGAAAGCAGUCAGGAUGGAGACAGUGAUGAAGAUACCACACCAGGCCCGGAUGAUUUUUCAGGAUUGUCACCGUAUGAAAGGAAGAGACUGAAGAACAUAUCAGAAAAUGCAAACUUUUUUGCUUCUCUUCAGUUGUCUGAGUCAGCUGCAAGGCUCCGUGAAAUGAUAAAGAAGAAACAGCCUCCUGAAUCCAAAAGAAAGAAGCCUAAGAAGAGAGAAAAUGGAAUUGGAUGUAGAAGGUCAAUGCGAUUACUAAAAGUAGAUCCUUCAGGAGUUUCAUUACCAGCAAUCCCAACCAAGCCAACAUUAUUAGUAACAGAUGAAAAUCCUUUGUUACCUCCUGGGCCUUUAGAAAUGACUCCUGAAAAUCGAGAUGAUAACAGUGAACUAUUUAAAGGAUUUCUGCAGACUUGGGCAGAAGUGAACAAGACAAAUAGUAAGAACACUGAGGAGUUAUCUAGCAUUAAAAGCUACAAAGCCAAUUUAAGUGGCAUGGUCAUCAGUGAAGAUACUGUUAAUAAAGUUACCAAAGGCUCAAUAUUGUCUAUAGCUAUUCACCCAUCAGAAAUUAGAACUUUGGUGGCAGCUGGGGCCAAAUCUGGCCAAGUUGGACUUUGGGAUUUGACUCAACAACCUAAAGAAGAUGGAGUUUAUGUUUUUCAACCCCAUAGUCAGCCAGUUAGCUGUCUUUACUUCUCACCUGCCAAUCCGGCUCAUAUACUGUCACUGAGCUAUGAUGGCACGUUACGCUGUGGGGAUUUUUCCAGGGCUGUUUUUGACGAGGUGUACAGAGACGAAAGAAGUAGCUUUUCCUCCUUUGACUUCUUGGCAGAAGAUGCCUCCACUUUAAUAGUAGGACACUGGGAUGGAAGUUUGUCAUUGGUGGAUAAACGGACACCUGGAACUUCUUAUGAGAAACUUAUCAGUUCUUCUUUGAGAAAAAUAAGAACUGUUCAUGUCCAUCCAGUGCAUAGACAGUAUUUCAUCACUGCAGGAUUGAGGGAUAUUCAUAUUUAUGAUGCAAGGCGCCUGACUCCCAGAGGAAACCAGCCUUUGAUUUCUUUGACUGAACACACAAAGAGCAUCGCUUCUGCCUAUUUUUCACCUCUUACUGGCAACAGAGUAGUGACCACAUGUGCUGAUUGUAAGCUGAGAAUCUUUGACACCAGCCGUAUAUCCUCUCAGAUUCCUCUCCUCACCACCAUCAGGCACAACACCAUCACUGGGCGAUGGCUGACCAGGUUCCGAGCUGUGUGGGACCCUAAACAAGAAGACUGUGUCAUAGUUGGCAGCAUGGCCCAUCCACGACGAGUGGAAAUCUUCCAUGAGACAGGAAAGCAGGUGCAUUCUUUUCUUGGUGGAGAAUGCCUUGCCUCUGUGUGUUCCAUUAAUGCUAUGCACCCAAGUCAGUAUGUUUUGGCUGGAGGUAAUUCCAGUGGGAAGAUACAUGUUUUUAUGAAUUAAGAAAGUUGUUGAGUUAAAAGUUUAGCAACAUCAAUUUGUUCAAAUUAAUCAGUGUCUAAGGAGCCUAGUAAUUUGUGUGGCUUAGUCUGUUUACUUGGUAAUAUGUUCUAUUUAGCAAAUAUAAAAUUGCUUUAUUAAUAAGAACUAUGAGCAGAAUGUACUUUGAGUAAGGGAGAAGGCUUGGAGGUUGUUUCUGCAGGAUGGGGAGGGAAUUUAAGGGGAGACUGUGAUGCCUUCAGCACUUUUAAUCUGGCAAUAUGUUGAGAAAUUAUAACAUAAAUUAUAAAGCUUUGAAUUCUCAGUAUUAAAAGUUUUGUGGUCCUGUGAUAUGGUUGUGAUUCUAUAGUGAUAUAAAGAUUUGUAGUUUAUUUUAUAGUUUGGAGUGAAUAUUUAUUUCUAGACUCACACUGGAAGGGGUCCUGAAAGGUCCUCUAACUCAUUGAUUUUGUAACUUUUUAUUUUUUUAACCAAGAACUGUUUUUUCCCCCUGCCUCUCCAUUAAAUCUUAUGUGAAAUCUCAAGAUAAUUGCUGAGAAGCUUUGGUUCACUUGGGCAGGGCCUGGGUCUGUGUGUGCUGACCCUUUCCUUUCCCCCUCCUCCGGAUGGUUCCUGAGACACAGCCCAGGAAUCCCAGGGCUCCUAGGCACAGGGUUUGGAUCUACUGGAUCCCUGAAAUCCAGUGUGAGAUUGCCUCAGGCCAGUGUUUUCCAGACUAUGGGUUGUAGCUAUUCACACAAAAUCAGUUCAGUGGCCCUGACCAGCAUUUAAAAA
This is a messenger RNA of Ceratotherium simum simum (southern white rhinoceros), 3089 nucleotides long. NCBI's taxonomy places the organism in Eukaryota, Metazoa, Chordata, Mammalia, Perissodactyla, Rhinocerotidae. The record is from RefSeq and is a predicted model, not a curated record.